This is a messenger RNA of Grammomys surdaster, 1504 nucleotides long. RefSeq names its product complement component receptor 1-like protein. Lineage: Eukaryota; Metazoa; Chordata; Mammalia; Rodentia; Muridae. Gene Ontology annotation, biological process: negative regulation of complement activation, classical pathway. The transcript is spliced from 9 exons. The record is from RefSeq and is a predicted model, not a curated record. Bases 85 to 1341 code for a protein of 418 amino acids.
CCCAGCGCCAUUUCCCUGCUCUCUGGGUGCGGCUGUUUUCUUCACCGGUUUGCCAUAAGACUGUGCUUGAGACCAGUGAGGGCAAUGGAGGCGACUUCUCUGAGUUCAGAGCCUCUGGACCCCGUGGGGCCCCUUGAAGCCUUGUGCCGCCGGGGAGUCCUGCUGGCUGUCCUGCUGCUGUUCUUGCUGCCAUUUACUUUGGGUCAGUGCCCUGCCCUAUCACCAUUAUCUUUUGCCAAACCUAUGAAUCCAACUGAUGAAUCCUUGUUUCCCAUUGGAACAUCUUUGAGGUAUGAAUGUCGCCCAGGAUUUGCCGGGAGGAAGUUCUCCAUCACCUGCCAACAAGACUCAACCUGGACAAGUGCUGAAGAUAAGUGUAUACGUGAACAAUGUAAAACUCCUUCAGAUCCUCUGAAUGGCUUGGUACAUGUAUACACAGGCACUGAAUUUGGAGCCUAUAUUAAUUUUACUUGUAAUGAAGGAUACCGCCUCAUUGGUUCCUCCUCUGCUUCAUGCAUCCUCUCUGGUAGAACUGUAGUUUGGGAUGCUGAGCCACCUGUUUGUGACCGGAUUCCUUGUGCGAUGCCCCCAGGCAUUCCCAAUGGAUUCUUCCGUCCUACUGAAGAUUUUCAGUAUGAAAUGGUGGUUCACUAUCACUGCAACACUGAUUCGAAAGGGAAGAAGCUCUUUAACCUGGUUGGUGAGCCCUCCUUAAAGUGUACCAGCAAUGAUAAUCAAACUGGAGUCUGGAGUGGCCCUCCUCCUCAGUGCAUUGAACUCAACAAAUGUACUCCUCCUCCCCAUGUUGAAAAUGCAGUCAUGGUGACUGAAAACAGAAGCUUGUUUUCCUUAAGGGAUAUUGUGGAGUUUAGAUGUCUACCUGGAUUUACCAUGAGAGGAGCCAGCAGUGUGCAUUGUCAAUCCCCAAACAGAUGGGAGCCAGAGGUACCAAGCUGCUUCAAGGUGAAACCCUGUGAUCCUUUCCUGGACCAGCUUCCUAAUGGGCGUGUACUGUUUCCAAUAAAUCUUCAACUUGGGGCCAAAGUGUCCUUUGUUUGUAAUGAAGGGUAUCAAUUAAAAGGCAGUUCUUCUAGUCAUUGUGUUCUUGAUGGAGUGGAAAGCAUUUGGAAUAGCAGUGUGCCUGUGUGUGAACAAGUGAUAUGUAGACUCCCUCAGGAUAUGACUGGACUCCAGAAGGGUUUGGAAAUGAAGAAAGAAUAUUACUAUGGAGAUAGUGUAACUUUGGAGUGUGCGGCUGGGUACACUCUGGAAGGCAGUUCUCAGAGCCAGUGCCAGUCAGAUGUCAGCUGGGAUCCUCCUCUGGCCAAAUGUGUAGCUUAAAGAACCUUGAAAUACCCACGAUUCAACUCACAGACCACAUGAAGCUCAUGAAGAAGGAAGACCAAGUUGGGGUGCUUCGGUCUUUCUUUGAAGGAAUAAUAAAAUACUCAAGGUAGCAAAUAUGGAGACAAAGUGAGGGACAGAACCUGGAGGGGCCAUCUGG